AACGCUAUGUUACUUUUGGUAUAUUUACUUUACUCUUUGACGCUAUGCGAAAAGGCGGGAAUGCAAAAAUCACAUUUUUAAGUUAGUUGAAAAUAGCAGGGAGCGCAGAUAUUUAUUUCAAAAACCAUUAAACGCACAAAAUAAACCUUACUAUUCGGAUUAUAUAAGAGCAAAUGGAAGUGCAAAAAGAAAAAAAUGACGUACAAAAUACUCGAUUACAAACCCUUGUAGAAAUUUUAACUAAAUGCAAAAUUGAUUAUCUAAAUGACAAGGAAGAAUGUAAGAAGUUACGUGAAACCAAUAUAAAAAUGGAAUUAGAAUUAAAGGAAUGCCGUGAACUAGAAAAAUCACAUAGGCAUCAUUUAAUGGCCUCUCGACAAAUGAUUGAAAGCUUACAAGAAACGGUUUCACAGUUGGUAUAUCUAAAAAGAGACAUUAAAAAAUUAAACGACGAAAUUAUCUCAAAAGACGCCACAAUCACUUCAUUAGAGAAGGAUAUAGAAAAUGUGCUAUUGAAACAAAAAGAGAAACUAGCUGCAAUGCAUGAAGCACAUCAAAAAGAUAUUCAAGAAAUGCUAUCAAAUAACGAGAAAAGAAGUGUUCUCAUCUUAAAAAAAAACAAAUUACAAGUUCAACAGGUGCAGCACGAGUCUGACACACAAGUAGCUCAGUUUACGUGUGCUAUUGAAGAGUUAAGGUCCAAAAUGAAGGAUAUGGAAGUAGAUCACAGGGAUAAGAUCAGCGUGAUAGUAUUAGAAUAUGAAGAAAAGGUUCAACGUGGAGCGGCGCAGAUUGCUCAACUCCAAGAGCAAUUGGCACGAGAAGCGACGAGAACAGAGUCAAGCCUAGGAGUAUACCGUCAAAAACUAGAAGAAUUGGAGGAGAAACUAAAACAGAAUCAAUUUAAACAAUACUUAGCUCAGAAUGCUUACUCGUCGCAAUAUGUCGCAUCGCAAUAUGAAAGCCAAGUGGAACGGCCAUACUCUGCUAAUAGGGACCCAUAUCCUCAAUGUCUUGAGCUAGAUGCCAGGAUAGAUUCACAGAGUCUCACAAAGCCUCAUUUUGCUGCUGUUUCUACUCAAAAUAAACAAACAAAGCCAACAAACACACUUCAAGUUAUGUACUAUGGAAACAAAACGCCGAAGACAACCAAGAAUUCCUCUAAUAAGGGACAUUUCAAUAUUACAAAGAAAAGAAAAUUAUACAACGAGAAAGAUUUUCAAGAUUUCUAAUCUAUACUAUUCAUUUAGUUAUUACGAAAUUGUUAUCUCACGUAUCUUUUAUAUUAGUUAAUAAUAACUUAAUUGAAACAUUACAUUAGUUUUAAAUAUUGCAUAUUGAAAUUAUAUAGUAUUUUUUCCUUUCACUACUGUUCUAUUCAUACUUUAUAAUUAUAUUUAGCUAAUACUAUGUAAUGCGUUACGAUGUAUUAUAUAUUAACUUGCGUACCUUCCUAAUACUUAUUUAAUAUUACACAAUCCCUAUAAUUGAUUCUAAUAAAUUCUUUUCAAUUUGAUACCAAUUUCUAAACAAAAGUGUUUACAACAAAAGCGCUUGCU
This is a messenger RNA of Achroia grisella, 1559 nucleotides long. RefSeq names its product spindle assembly abnormal protein 7-like. NCBI's taxonomy places the organism in Eukaryota, Metazoa, Arthropoda, Insecta, Lepidoptera, Pyralidae. The transcript is spliced from 6 exons. The record is from RefSeq and is a predicted model, not a curated record. The coding region runs from base 174 to 1232 and encodes 352 amino acids.